CCAAGAGGAGGUGGUCAUACGAGCCUCCUCCUAGUCCUCUACGCCGCCAGAGGCUGGUGACUGCCCACGGCGAGCAUAGGAUGAUAGCAACUGGCAACUGGGCACAAUACGUCAGCGACGUGAAGGACAGCUUGGCGGACCAACCUCACAAGCGCAAGAAGUUCGAACAGUUCCCGAGGGAGCUGAAGCAAGGCUACGUGUCAGUGAUGCAUCAGCAGUAUCAUUUACAAGAAUUUACUGCUUCUUUCUGUUCUGAGUUGUGAUGAUUAGGUUGAAUCCUGUUAAUUUUGCAGAAUUAGUUAUCUGGCCAGAAGCAUGAAGGACGUGUUAGAUGGGCAACCUGAGCUCAUCCGCCGGUUCAAUGUUUUCUUGCCCAUUCAUUGCCAGAUCGAACUCAAGAAGCCGGAUGAGGAUGAUGGUGAGCAGAGUGGAAAUGACGAGGAUCACGAUAAGCAGAGUGGAAAUGAUGAGGAUGGCGAUAAGCAGGGUAGAAAUGAUGUUGAUGGAAAGAGUAGAAGUGAUGGGCCUGAUAAUGAGCACCAUGGAUGCAAUGGGGAUGAUGAUGAUGAGCAGACUGGAAGAGAUGUGGAAACAACAAAUUAUCAAGUUCAAAAGCCUCUCGGGAGGGCCCAAGCCACUUCGCAAGGGCCUCGCCUCCGGCACUCUCCUCCUGACCUGGGUGUUGUGGAAACAUCGCAACCAGUGUAUUUUCGAUGGAGCUCGACCUUCGAUGAUGUCCCUCAUCACAAAGAUGGAUGAGGUGGCACUGUGGGAAAGGGCUGGUGUG
This is a messenger RNA of Lolium rigidum, 787 nucleotides long. Its product is annotated as eisosome protein SEG2-like. The transcript has 2 exons. Lineage: Eukaryota; Viridiplantae; Streptophyta; Magnoliopsida; Poales; Poaceae. The record is from RefSeq and is a predicted model, not a curated record. The coding region runs from base 316 to 759 and encodes 147 amino acids.